Messenger RNA from Harmonia axyridis, 1096 nucleotides. RefSeq lists its product as uncharacterized. Bases 97 to 1017 code for a protein of 306 amino acids. Gene Ontology annotation, molecular function: carbohydrate binding. The transcript is spliced from 5 exons. The record is from RefSeq and is a predicted model, not a curated record. NCBI's taxonomy places the organism in Eukaryota, Metazoa, Arthropoda, Insecta, Coleoptera, Coccinellidae. Gene Ontology annotation, biological process: biological process involved in interspecies interaction between organisms. Gene Ontology annotation, cellular component: external side of plasma membrane.
AACCACCGGGGCACAAAAACAACAAACGAAUGAAGAUUCUUUCAGUAAGCGAGCACAACAAGCGCGAUACAGUCAUUCGUGUAUAAAACAACAGACAUGUCCCGUCACCUUUGUUCUUUCACCGCACUUUUAUUAUUUUUCGCCACAGUAUCUCGAGGGCAAAGGAUAACAACGAUACAGUUAGAUGGGGUCCAAUAUUUCGUUAGCAGAAUGAAUCCUUAUUCGCCAGAAUUAAAUUUUUUCCUAGCGUAUCAGUAUUGUAGGUCGUUAGGAUUACAAUUGGUUUCCUUCGAAACAAAAGAAAAGGCAGAUUCUAUAACGCAGUACUUAAGUAAUGCAGGUUUCAAUAAAUACGACUUUUGGACGUCUGGUAACCGGCUAGGCACCAAUAUGUUCCUUUGGAUGAGCACAGGAUUGCCAUUCAAUGCUACCUUCAAUUACAUGAAGCAGACUGAAAUCGAAGAUCCAGAGGGUCCUGUAGCUUCAAAUGUUCCUGGUAGCACUAGUCCUCAAAGAACUGCGAGAGAAAGCGAUGAGAGCGGAGCAUCCAGCGCAUGCGUGACUCUGAAAGCCCCAAGUUUCGAAUGGAAAAUCGAUAACUGCAUGAGCAUCAAAGAUUUCAUCUGCGAGCAGACUCGCUGUUACUACUACAACUAUGGUUCUAUUCCUGUGUCAUCGGCGCAGGGGAAAUAUAAGACAACAACUGCUGCACCAACAUCGACGUCCACCGAAAAUAUCGAUAAUAAUAAUAUUAGUAAUUUACUUAGCAAAAUCCUUUCUUCCCCAAUGCAAUCGCUGACUGAACCCGACCGUGAUGCGUCAGAUAGACAUCCUGUGUUUCUGCAUAACAAGGACCUCGAACUCGAGCAAUCAACAAAUGGCCCUUACGACAAUUUCAAUUCUCAUGCCGAAAUGCAGGACGAUCCGUCAUCUGGUACUGAAGAACAGGGAGGAUAUAUUUCGACAAUUGAACCUGAGAAGGUCACCUUGGUCAGUUCCUCUGGUUCUUCCUCAUAGGCAUUUAAGUUUCGUCCGUAAGUUCCGAUGAAGUUCAUCAUAAUGUGUAAUCUUUUCUAAUAAAGAAUUUUGUAAAGAA